AUGACCAAAUCCAUUCUUUUCUCAGUUCUGCUGGCUGCAGCUAGUUCGAUUGCUGCUUCACCCGCGCCCGGCUCGUCUGCUCACCCAAUCGGCCUGGAAGUCCGCACGCCAAUCAAUACGGGACUCGUGAAUGUUCACCUAACCCGCAGAUCUCCUUUGAGCGAUGGGGUAGAAUACACCUACGGAUCGUGUUCUGCUUUUACUUUUCGGGAUUCCCAUCACUUCGUCUCGAGCACGGCACCUGGUGAUAUUGCCGCUGAUCGGUUACUGUGGAAAGUUCCUGAGGAUGCCCCUCCUGGUGGUUGUAUAUCAGCAUGGGCAGCGAAUGGUGGAGGCUUGCUCGGACGGAGUCUUCCGUUGGACGUACAGGCGGGACUCAAGAAGAGGAAUCUUGCAAAGAGGGAGAUUAAUCCAAUCAAGAUGGAUAAUAGUAGUGGGAUUGAUACUACUGGCCCGUGGUUCGACGGGGUUAAGUUGCUGAAGGAUAAGGAGGUUCCGCCGAUUGUCAUUGAGGAGCUGAAGAAGAAGAGUGAGUCGCCUUGCGCGGGUACUAGCUGUGAUGGGGAAGCAUUGGUUCCCCCUUUGAAUCGUAUGCUGACAUGAAAGAUUGUAGAGAUCGGUAUUCUCGGCGCUGGAAUGUCCGGACUUAUGACGGGCGUGGGUUGGGCCUUUUCGCUACUAUACAUCACUUACUAACGUUUAUAGUUGCUACUGGAUUCCCAAGGGUUUCAUAAUUGGGAGAUCACAGAGGCGUCCCAUAGACUUGGAGGGUAUGUACCGGGGACGCUGAACUAAACUUCUUUUAUUUCCCGGGGACUGUGCCGCUGACUUUGUCUAGCCGUGUGAAAACUCAAUACUUUGCCGGAGGCCCAACUACAAAUGAUUAUCAGUACCAGGGUGAGCUAUCCGCAUGCUAUAACUUUUGAUUUGAUUGUGUAAUUUCUGACAAUUCAUUAGAGAUGGGACCAAUGCGAUGUAUAGGCUCUGGUAUCCCAGCAAUCUGAUUGGCUUGCCACUAAUAUCCCUAUAGUCCCUCGCUCCAUCAAAUAUGCCGGAACGAACGAAACCCUGACCAUCCGUGACCACCACAUAGUUUUCCAGCUGGCCGAUUACCUCAACAAAAAAAACAAGAAUGAUAGGGACCUCGCUGUAAAAUUCAUCACUUGGAUCCAGACAAACCCGAAUACUCGUUCCUACUUCGAGGGUAUCAGGAAGCCGGAUGGAUCCAUACCCACUUUGGCCGAAACACAGGCCGAUCCUUCGCUUAACCCUGCACCCAUAACUGAUCCUAGUUAUAAGGAAGUUGAGGAGAAAUUGACCGAGCUUUUGGGGACGAAGGAGAAGAUGGCCGAGUUGGCGAAUAAUGUUUAUAGGGCUCACAAGAAGACUGUUGGUAUGGUGGCCCACUUUUCUAGGUUAGGAGUGGGGAACUGAUCUUUCUGUGCAUCUAGAUGAAGGAUGGGAUGAUUUUUCAGAAUUUGAGUAUAUUCAUACUCUCCUUGGGUAUGUCACUCUCCGGACGGUUUCGCGGCGGGGGCACGGCCCAAAAUAGAUACUAAAUGAGCAUCAGAGCAUCACUUAAUGUCACCGACUUGGUUCUUGGCUCUGCCGAAGCUAUUCCCCAGUCGUUCUGGAAUGAUUAGUAAGAAAAUAUCUGCCGUCUUUUGGAAUGCAACGCAACCCCGAGGCUAAAGCUAGUGAUAGUAUGGAUAAUGUCUAUUUCUCUGCUACCGAUUGGGCAACUAUUGAUCACGGUGAGAAUAAUUUGGAUGCCCUUAGGAACAAGCCUUAAGAUUCUGACUGGUUCACUAUAUAUCUAGGCCUUAAUCGUCUUCCACUCGCAUUCGGGCCUACUGUAGAGGAUAGGGUCAGGUUUGGUCGAAGGGUCGAUAAGAUCGACUAUUCGAAAUCGGCAAACAAGGUCAGAUUCUCCUGGAGAAAGAAUUUCCGUGAUAGAGAUUACUUGACUGCAGAAUAUGAUUAUGCUUUGGUCGCCGCUCCCUUUUCCAUUGUCAGAAAAUUAAGAAUUCCAAGUUUGACACCUCCUCCUCGGUCGUUAUAGAACGAUCGCUAACUACCAGCAGGGUUCAGCAGUGUCCUCGGAAGAGCUAUCAACAGGUUGGGCUACAUUAGUGCUUGCAAGGUAGCAGUACAAUUCAAGACACGAUUCUGGGAACACCUGGACCCACCUAUCCUUGGUGGUUGUACGACCACCGACAUUCCGCUCAUCCAGAGAUACUGCUAUCCAUCAUAUAACCUGAACGGUACUGGCCCGGGAGUGCUUCUUGCUUCGUACAACUUUGCGGGCGAGGCGGAUCGGUCAGUGAGCUUUUCGGACGAUGAGCACAUUGAGCACGUGAUGGCCGCCAUGGAGGAGAUCCAUGGUCCUGUUGUAAGACAGCAGUUCAUGAGGUAGGUCUUCUCGUUGGGUUAUGUGUACACCGCUGCCAUGUGCUGACUCUAGUUAGGGCUGAACGCGUAUGCUGGGCUCUUGAUGGGUUUGAAGCGGCCUCGUGGGCUGAGCCACUUAUUGGGCAGCAUAAGCUGUACAUCCCUUCGUACUUCAAUGUAGAGAAUAACGUGAGUCCUCUCAACGCAUGCUAUUAUUUGACUACAGGUGUUGAGUUUACUAGAUCAUCUUUGUUGGGGAGCACACCUCGUAUACCCACGCUUGGGUUGCUUCAGCACUAGAGUCUGCUGUUCGGGGGACGGUGCAAUUGUUCUUGGAGUGGGGUCUCGUCGACGAGGCGAAGAAUAUCACGGAGACUUGGAUGGGAAGAUGGUGAGUUUUCGGAUCAGUCUUUGGGAGUAUUGAAUAGUGCACUAACGGAUUAUUAGGAUCACUGUCUAGGACUUGGUAGUGAUACGUGUUGUUGGUUGUUGGGAUGGGUUAUGGUUGGUCUUUUUCGAUAUAUCUUUUUUUUUUUUUUGAUAAUUUCGCAUAUGACGCGAGUAUGGUAAUUAGAAAAUAAUCGGUGCGUAGAGUACCGGUAAGCUACGGUG
Messenger RNA from Tuber aestivum (summer truffle), 3003 nucleotides. The record is from the annotation of a GenBank genome assembly. NCBI's taxonomy places the organism in Eukaryota, Fungi, Ascomycota, Pezizomycetes, Pezizales, Tuberaceae.